Struthio camelus australis is the source of this 4144-nucleotide messenger RNA. It is a transcript of the gene PPP2R5C, whose product is annotated as protein phosphatase 2 regulatory subunit B'gamma. Gene Ontology annotation, biological process: signal transduction; protein dephosphorylation. NCBI's taxonomy places the organism in Eukaryota, Metazoa, Chordata, Aves, Struthioniformes, Struthionidae. Gene Ontology annotation, cellular component: cytosol; protein phosphatase type 2A complex; nucleus. The record is from RefSeq and is a predicted model, not a curated record. Gene Ontology annotation, molecular function: protein phosphatase activator activity.
AGCCUAGAUGUUGACAUGUAACAGAGCUGGCAGCAGGAUGGUGGUAGAUGCAGCCAAUUCCAAUGGGCCGUUCCAGCCCGUGGCCCUUUUGCAUAUUAGAGAUGUUCCUCCUGCUGAUCAAGAAAAGCUUUUUAUCCAGAAGUUGCGACAAUGUUGUGUUCUUUUUGACUUUGUUUCUGAUCCGCUAAGUGACCUAAAGUGGAAGGAAGUAAAACGAGCAGCUUUAAGUGAAAUGGUAGAAUAUAUCACACACAAUCGCAAUGUGAUUACAGAACCUAUAUACCCAGAAGUAGUACAUAUGUUUGCAGUUAAUAUGUUUCGAACAUUGCCACCAUCUUCCAAUCCAACGGGAGCAGAGUUUGAUCCAGAGGAAGAUGAACCAACUUUAGAAGCCGCGUGGCCUCAUCUACAGCUUGUUUAUGAAUUUUUCUUAAGAUUUUUAGAAUCUCCGGAUUUCCAACCUAAUAUAGCUAAGAAAUAUAUUGAUCAGAAGUUUGUAUUACAGCUUUUAGAGCUCUUUGACAGUGAAGAUCCUCGUGAAAGAGAUUUUCUUAAAACUACUCUUCACAGAAUAUAUGGGAAAUUCUUAGGCCUAAGAGCUUACAUCCGGAAACAAAUUAAUAAUAUAUUUUAUAGGUUUAUUUAUGAAACAGAACAUCACAAUGGCAUAGCAGAAUUACUGGAAAUACUCGGAAGCAUAAUUAAUGGGUUUGCCUUACCAUUAAAAGAAGAGCACAAAAUAUUUCUAUUGAAGGUUUUGUUACCAUUGCACAAAGUGAAAUCACUCAGUGUCUACCAUCCACAGCUGGCGUACUGUGUAGUUCAAUUCUUAGAAAAGGACAGCACACUUACAGAACCGGUUGUAAUGGCACUGCUAAAAUACUGGCCAAAGACUCACAGUCCAAAAGAAGUCAUGUUUCUAAAUGAACUAGAAGAAAUUUUAGAUGUUAUUGAACCAUCUGAAUUUGUAAAAGUCAUGGAGCCUCUCUUCAGACAGCUAGCCAAAUGUGUGUCUAGUCCGCACUUUCAGGUGGCAGAGCGAGCGUUAUACUACUGGAAUAAUGAGUAUAUUAUGAGUUUAAUUAGUGAUAAUGCAGCAAAGAUUUUACCCAUCAUGUUUCCAUCCUUGUACCGGAAUUCAAAGACACAUUGGAACAAGACAAUACAUGGCUUGAUAUACAAUGCUCUGAAACUCUUCAUGGAGAUGAACCAAAAACUGUUCGAUGACUGCACACAGCAAUUUAAAGCAGAAAAACUGAAAGAGAAGCUAAAAUUGAAGGAACGAGAAGAAGCAUGGGUUAAAAUAGAAAAUCUAGCCAAAUCAAAUCCCCAGUACCCAACGUAUAGUGACACGAAUUUGCUGAACAGUCCUGUUGCAAUGGAAACAGAUGGGCCUUUAAUUGAAGAUUUGCAGACGCUGAAAAAGACAGUGAAAGAAGAGGCUUGUCAGGCACAGAAAGAUCAGAAAAAAGAUCGUCCUCUUGUGCGACGCAAGUCAGAACUGCCUCAGGAUAUCUAUACCAUGAAAGCCUUGGAAUCCCAUUGCAGAGCUGAUGAAUUAAUAUCACAUGAUGGGCAUUAGACUCUUACAGUGAAAUGUUAUUUUGGAGGAAAUUUUUUUUUUCUGGACUCAGUUCUACAGUAGAACUUAACUUUUUUUGUGCCAUACCAAUCAGUUACACACAGUCAAAGCUUUCUUCAACCCAGUUCUGUAGGCAAUAACUUAAUGGAAUACACAGCUCAAGAUCAGUAGUUCAAACAAUGGUAAAAUACCCAGUUCCAUAUGCAGAACAUUGGGUUGACUAUAGUCAAAUGAAUACAUUUUCCUGGAGGUGUUAUCAUAGUACCAGCUAGUGAUAACAUAUGUAGUUUUUAUAGUCAUAUUUGAGAAGAGCAUUCUAUAAACUAUUUCCAUCUAAAUAAAUCCUUUGAGUGAACAAUAGUUGGUACUAAUAAGUGUGUGUUUUCAAAAGCAAAAAUAUUUCAAACUUAAGUGUAAAACUUUUUCUAGGAUUUCUCAAUUUUACAGUUGUUUCCACAUUAUUGCUGUCUUGUAAUAUACCAGCAGUUUUGAAAAUACACAAUUAUUCUUUCAUAUUAUAAAACGUGGCUUACAAACUGGUAACUUUCAUGACAAUCCUUGAUCAUGAUUCCUUUCUAAGAGUUCUGUAAAUUGAUUUCUCCUCUACUUAGGAUAAAGAUAUAUAUCUAUAUAUACCAUAUCCUAAUAUUUUACGUAUAUUUAAAGCCAUAUUUUCCAGUCUUCAGUGUAUAAUACAGCACACACCAGUAUUCCAGAUAUGAACUGGUAGAAUAAUUUUUCCUAAAAUGAAAACCUGUUUACCGUGACUGGGAAUAGUCUGAAUAUGAGAUUUCAGUUUAAGUUUUUUUCAAGUUGAUAAAAUACUCUUUCACUGUUUUCUCCCUUAUCUGAGCUUUUAAUACUCAGCAUUUUUUCUCGGGCUCUAGGAGUUCAGCGUUCUAUGGCAGAUAUUGUGUGUCAUUUAAGUUGCAUCAGUUUUUAUCUGAAAGAUGAACAUGGCCUGUCAGGAAACACAACACCAUAAGCUUAUAUAGUAAAGUAAAAUCAGUAAAACAACAGACCCUUGAGUUCCAUUCUGCCUCUUCUUAAACAAGUCUAAGAGCUGAGAAGAUAGUGACCCUAAUUUUACCGUGAAAAUAUUUUUUGCCGUUGUUGUAAAGAGCACAUGUGCUGCAAAAACACCUCACAAGUGAAUUGAAAAUGCAUCUGAGUUGCUGAUGAUCUUCAAAUGCUGCUAUAUAUUCCACAAGAAUACUUGCAUGUAAAGAGCUUUUUGUUGUAGAUGGAAAAGCACGGGAGGAAAAUCUCUUUUUAAAAUAUAGUGCUUUGUCUUCAAUAUUUGAUUUCUCUCAGGGUGGCCAGUAUUUUAACUUACUUAUCCUGCUUACGAGCUGUUUGGAAUGUGUUCUGCUAUUCUAAAUGGGUGAUUAGUUUCCUUCGUCUCUGGCAGUAACAUUGAUAGAACUUAAUGUUUAAUGUCUUGAUGCAUAAAGAGAUAAAAAUGUGGCUUCUUUAAAAAUAGUUUUGUUUUAUUUUUUAAGGAAGUAUAAUGUCUCCCGCAUCCAUAAAAAUAUUGCGCAAAGCAGACAUUCAUAGUAACCUUGUGCAUAUGUAGUGCCUGCUGUUUGUUGGUUGCAUUUAACAUACAAUUUCCAAUAUUUAUUGCAUUGUCUAUUGGAAGAAAAUAGUGGGUGGUAAAUAUUGGCUUACAACAACUAAAUUUAAAACCAACCCAAGCUUCAAGUGGAACGUCCACUGUGUCUGAAAACAUUUCCUGUUAAACUUGAAAAAUACUCUUCACCAUUAUGAUUAACCAUAUUAAAACAGUUUAAAGAUGCCUUCUCCUUUUGAGGGAAAAAGGGUGCUUUUUUAAUUGUAUAAAGCAAUGUCUAUGUAUUUUGAUAUACCAUUGUUUGAACUUCCAUCUUUAGCUGGUAGAUUAUCAGAUACCUUUGAUUUUGGGUGUUCAGUAUGUUUGUGCAAGAGGUUGCUGGAAGGAAUUAUUCUUACUUUACCAAGGAGAAAACCUGUAUAUCAAUGUUUGGUUGAUUUUGUGAUGCUCAACGUAUAAGAACAUCUUUCACUGUCUAGAUUUUGUUUCUGUUCUUUAUUGAAGACAAACAUUCACCAAAAAGGGAAAUAUUUUGGUAUUUUAGAGGCUUAAAGCUCUCCACAAAUUCAUAUUUGAGGUUUUGGACCACAGAAAUUUGCUUAGGCAGUGUUCCAAAAUUUAUCACCACUAAUGGUUUGGUAUGUUUAUUGCCACCAUUUAUAUACUUCUUACAGUCGUGUACUAAACCCUUCUAGAACGAAUACAUCCAAAAUAAAAAGAAAAAUGAAAGCAGAAUUUUGGUGACUGUUGUUCUUCAUAAAGUUCUGUGUUUGACACCUUCCCCUUGUUUUCCAAAAUUACACCUGUACAUCAGGAAUGUCAAAAGUAAUAUUACAAGUGUCUUUCUAGUGUGGCUUUAGUAUGGCUUCAUUUUAAUAUUGUACAUACAUUGUACCUUGUUUUAUGGUAAUAAGUAAUAAAAAUGUAGACUUCAUAUUUUGUACAGAAUCGUCCUAUGUACAGAAUAAAAAGUUCCUAGAAACAGCAAA